UGUGGUGAAAAACUCAAACGUUUUUCCAGAAAUAGAAACACCACCGGAAACAUCUGGGGCUUCCCUGCUUUCAUCUCACCGCCCGUCAGAUGUUUGAUGCGGGUCUGAGCGGAACCGCGGUGACAUCAAAGCUAACAAAGACCCCCUCCUCCUCUGACACGGAGACGUGUGCGCGUGCAGUCCCCGGAGCUCGGCGUGGAUCUGGCUCCAGCCUCCGGGAGGAGCGGGAGUCCUCUCAGGCUCGCUGCGAUUGGCUCAAGCAGACCAACUCCAUUUUGGAAAACAGCUGUUUAAAGACACAACCUUUUCCCAGUCGCCUGGCGAUGCUACACCGAGGAAAGCCUCUAGGCUUCUGACGCACACGCGCCCCUGCUACAGGUUCUGCUCCAGUCGAGCCGAACCAUUCCGCUUCGGCCUGCUGCGGUUUUGUUCCAGCGCCAGGAAACUUAAGCAGGAGACCCAUGGUGUUCCGUUUCCAUUGUAACAAGUGGAUAAGAGGAGACCCGACCAAGGUGUAAUGAGAGUGCUGGUCAUGGACAGAUGAUGGACGUGGAGACGUCGUACUCGGACUUCAUCAACUGCGACCGCACAGGCCGCCGGAACGCAGUGCCCGACAUCACUGGGGAAGAGUCGGAUGUGACCAGCAGGAGUGAAAUCACCAAAGAGUUGGCAGAGAUGAAUCUGCAGGGUGCAGAGGGGAACCCAGGGGCCUCCCCGGCCCCCGAGGCAGAAGGCUCCACAAGCCAAGACACCCAAGGAGGUGGAGGUCCAUCCUAAAACCAGCCAGGAAUCUCGGGGGGGGGGGGGGGAUGUAGGGGGAAAGCAAGGAGAGUGUGGAGAGGAGGAGGUUUUACUGUCCUACAGGAUGUGAGGACACUUUCACUCACUGCCGGCCUUUUGGAGCUGCGACCACCCCAAAGGUCGCCUUUUUUCUACUGGAUCAGAUCGUUGGACGGGGACGGAACAGAGAGCGAGUCGUGAAUCGUUUUUGUUUUUGCUUCAUUUUGUUAGUCUUCUGUUUACCCAACAAGACCAGAAAGCACAGAAACUUUGGACUGAAGCCUGUGAGGAUCUAAGCAGCCCGUUGCUCCAGCCUAGUGUGGGGCCGAGUCACUGAGGGCCCGUUUAUCUGUUUUCUUUUUAUGUGUGUGUGCGCACGUGUGUGUGUGUGUGCAUUUUCUUUGUCAAGGUUUUCUUUUUAUAGUAACCAACAUACUCCAUCCAUACUGUCCAUAUUUAUUGCUCAAUGUUAAGUGAUAACUUUGUGAUAGAAGUUUUCUUUGUGUAAUAAAAUACUUCUGAAUUACUGUAA
Molecule: messenger RNA, 1312 nt
Organism: Nothobranchius furzeri (turquoise killifish)
Lineage: Eukaryota; Metazoa; Chordata; Actinopteri; Cyprinodontiformes; Nothobranchiidae
Gene: pkig
Product: protein kinase (cAMP-dependent, catalytic) inhibitor gamma
Biological process (GO): negative regulation of cAMP-dependent protein kinase activity
Cellular component (GO): cytoplasm; nucleus
Molecular function (GO): cAMP-dependent protein kinase inhibitor activity
Source: RefSeq, a predicted model, not a curated record